Bombina bombina (fire-bellied toad) is the source of this 1403-nucleotide messenger RNA. RefSeq names its product CDC42 effector protein 2 (gene CDC42EP2). NCBI's taxonomy places the organism in Eukaryota, Metazoa, Chordata, Amphibia, Anura, Bombinatoridae. The transcript has a single exon. Bases 264 to 797 code for a protein of 177 amino acids. The record is from RefSeq and is a predicted model, not a curated record.
GUUUCAGGUUUACUCUAUAAAUGUAAUCUAGAGGCUGGAUGCGGACAGCAGUUAUCUGACAUUCUUCACUGGGUGAAAGCUCUUUAUGGAACUUGUUACAUACAAUUUCUAUUCCACUAUUUUCAAAUUAAAAAUAUAUGUAAUUCAUGGUAUAGUUUCUGUUUUCCACAAGUUACAUUUUUGUCAAAUUGUGUCCUGGGGCAGCAAUGUGAGUUAAAUGUGAUGUUUCAGUAUUAAGGGCCAGAAAAAAGAAGAUAUAAGAAAUGUCCACAAAGGCCCCAAUUUACCUGAAAAGAAGCACCCGUAAAGGGAAGCUAAGAGAUGUUCUCUCACCAGAUAUGAUCAGCCCACCCCUUGGAGAUUUUAGACACACUAUUCACAUUGGUAGUGGAGAGGGUGACAUCUUUGGCGAUGUUUCGUUUCUGCAAGGAAAGUUCCACCUUCUUCCUAGUUCAAACUCUAGCUCAGCCUCUCCCUCCCCUGCUUCAACACCACCACCUUGCCAUCCAGAUCUUCCAUCACCCCUGCUAAAGAACGCCAUCUCACUCCCAGUUAUAGGUGGGCCACAGGCACUCUCACUUCCUCAAUCUCCUCCUCCAAAACCGCCAAGACUUCACCUUGACGAAAGGAGUAGGAGCCCACCAAGAGAACCAGAAAGAACUUGCCCAAAGCUGGGUGUUACUGCCGAGGAACAGGAAGGACUGAUUCUUGCCCAUGCUGGAUCCCUCCUUUCACUGCAAGUUGACCUGGGCCCCUCCAUCCUUGAUGAUGUUUUGCAGAUAAUGGAUAGAGGAUAGACUAUUGAAGAUCUUCAAAGAUGGACAAACAAAGGGUUGGGUUGUUGUGAUAACUUGGAAAAGUUGACUGGUUUGUAAUACAUUUUAACACUACAUUUACUAACUGGAGAGAAGAAGUGUCAAGAGAAUAUACACUUUCUUGAACUGUUAUAAUGCUGAGCGUUUAUUUUCACUUAAAAUGUGACCUCUAAUCAUGCUGAAUGUUGAUUUUGUUAUUGAUUUGAAACAUGCUGCAUAAGACUAUCUUCUUAUUUGUACCUCUGCAACAAAUGAGCUGUGUACAUUGUAUGGUGGUACAGGGUAUGUUAACACUCCAAAUGAGCAGAGUUUGCUCUUUCAGAUGCCUAGUGCCUUAUUGUCAGAAUGCUUUUUAUUGUUUUUUUAAGACACUUUAUAUUUUUAUUAUGGCUAAUCUUUUAUGACCAAUUUGUAUAGCAAGUCCUUAGUAUGACCAAAUACAAGAUUUUUCUUUCUCAAACUCUUAUUUGUGAGCAUCUGUUUCAUUGGCUGUCAGUACAUGACAAUCAGCAGGGACAUCACAUUUUUUUAUUAUGUACAGCCCCAGCAUACUACUGUGAGCUGCAAUAAAACAGUGUUUUGUUUGUU